This is a messenger RNA of Striga asiatica, 378 nucleotides long. The record is from the annotation of a GenBank genome assembly. NCBI's taxonomy places the organism in Eukaryota, Viridiplantae, Streptophyta, Magnoliopsida, Lamiales, Orobanchaceae.
AUGGCUUCAGCAAAAGCCCUUCUCCUUUCACACCUUUCUCUCAUCCUCCUCCUCCUCCUCCUCCACUGGGCGAAGGUGAGGCUGCAGUGUAAUAACACCAAGUCCGGCAUGACGGAGCAAGCCACGACCGACAAGAACGGCUACUUUUGCUUCCUGCCGAAGAGGGUCACAACGGCGGCGUUCCACAAGUGCAAGGUCUUCUUGGUGUCGUCACCGGUGAGCAACUGCAGCGUUCCGACCAACUUCCACGGCGGGUUCGCCGGCGCACUCCUGAUCCCUAGCCGCACGCCGCCGCCCAAGCCGGCACCGCACCUGCAGUUCUUUAACGUUGGGCCGCUCGCCUUCGACGCCCCCAAGAAUCUGACGUGUCACUACUAG